This is a messenger RNA of Quercus lobata, 1065 nucleotides long. Its product is annotated as wall-associated receptor kinase 2-like. Lineage: Eukaryota; Viridiplantae; Streptophyta; Magnoliopsida; Fagales; Fagaceae. Gene Ontology annotation, molecular function: calcium ion binding. The coding region runs from base 1 to 1065 and encodes 354 amino acids. The record is from RefSeq and is a predicted model, not a curated record. The transcript is spliced from 3 exons.
AUGGGUUUCCUUGGGAUGCUUAUGCAAGUCAUCCGGGUUGGUGUGAUAUUAUCAGCAACAAUGGCAGCUGCAGCAAUAGCGUUUCCAAUAGCCCUGCCUGAAUGCCCCGACAUAUGUGGAAAAGUUAAAAUUCCAUAUCCAUAUGGCACAACUGAAGGUUGUUACCUCAAUGAUACUGCUAUUUUUGGGUAUUAUUUUAUCAAUUGUACUACCAACACUAAUGGCCAACCUCAACCAAUGAUUGGAAACCUUAACGUUACAAGCAUCUCCAUGGAAGGUGAGAUUGACAUCCAGAUAUAUAACUCCAUUGACUGUUACGAAGAGUCAGGUAGGUCUUUGCCAAAAAAAACACCAACACUUAACCUCCCCAGUUUCACAGUUUCUGCCACCAAAAACAAGUUCGUGGCUGUUGGGUGUGACACUUACGCAUACCUUAACGGUUAUCUGAACGAUCAACCCUUCACCAUCGGCUGCCUGUCCUAUUGUCAAAACAUAAGCAAUGUAGUCAAUGGGACGUGCUCCGGAAUUGGGUGUUGCGAGAUUCAGAUUCCUGAAGGAUUGAAAAAUGUUGAUUUCACAGCAUAUAGCUUUAACGGCAACCACACAAAAGUUUGGGAUUUCAAUCCAUGCAGCUUUGCCUUUAUUGUCCAAGAAGACAAGUUCAAUUUUUCCUCGGGUUAUCUUACCAGUUUGCGAAACAAUUUAACCCUUCCGAUGGUUCUCGAUUGGACAAUUGGUAACGAGACAUGUAAAGUUGCUCAGAACAAAGCGAAUUACAUAUGUGGAGCAAAUACCACAUGUUCUGAUCUCAACAACGGGUCUGGGUACCGUUGCAAGUGCAAAGACGGUUACGAAGGGAACCCAUACCUCGAACAGGGUUGCCAAGACAUUAACGAGUGUGAUGCUAAAGAACUCAAUAACUGCACAAGACAUCAAUCUUGCGUCAAUGAACUGGGAAGUUAUCAUUGUUCGUGCAUCAAAGGGUAUCAUUCGGAUGGGGAGGGUAACGAUUAUAACAUCCUUGUCAUUGUAUACUCAUCAUAUACACACUGUCAUAUGGAUUAA